This is a messenger RNA of Oryzias melastigma (Indian medaka), 4017 nucleotides long. RefSeq names its product serine palmitoyltransferase 2. Gene Ontology annotation, molecular function: pyridoxal phosphate binding; serine C-palmitoyltransferase activity. The record is from RefSeq and is a predicted model, not a curated record. NCBI's taxonomy places the organism in Eukaryota, Metazoa, Chordata, Actinopteri, Beloniformes, Adrianichthyidae. The transcript is spliced from 12 exons. The coding region runs from base 213 to 1919 and encodes 568 amino acids. Gene Ontology annotation, cellular component: serine palmitoyltransferase complex. Gene Ontology annotation, biological process: sphingosine biosynthetic process; ceramide biosynthetic process.
AAAGCUUUACGGGGCGUUGAUUUCCGGUCGUACCGCUGAAUUUCCAUGUUUUAACAGGCGUAGGUUUAGUAUUAGUGUGUACCCGCGCGCGGCAGUGUGUCGCGUGUCUGUGAACGUCCUUUGCCGGCAUAAUUGUCACUGCUUUGCGCCGCAGGCAAGCUAGUUUGCCUACAUGCAAGUUACCGUCGCUGCUCCGCCACCGUUGCCCAGCGAUGACCGAGAGCCCCGCCACCAAACAAGCCAACGGGGAAGUGUGUCAGCCACCGAAGAAUGGACUGAAACCGGAGAGCAACGGCUUCACGGGGAGCCUCCACCGCAUAAGCAAGCGGCCGACUAAUCGUCGUUGCCAAGCGGACGAGGAGGAGAUCGCAUGCCAACAUGACGGCUUGUACAAUCGUCCUUUUAAAGAGUACUUUGAGGAGACGCCCAUGCUGGUGGCAGUCCUCACCUACAUCGGCUACGCCAUCCUCACCAUCUUUGGCUACCUCCGCGACUUUCUCCGCCACUGGAAGAUUGAACAGUGCCACAUCGCCAGAGAGAAGGAGGAACAGAAGGACUUUGUGCCACUUUAUCAGGACUUUGAGAACUUUUACACCAGAAACCUCUACAUGCGCAUCAGAGACAAUUGGAACCGACCCAUCUGCAGUGUUCCAGGAGCUAAGAUGGACCUGAUGGACAGAACCUCCCACGACUACAACUGGACUUUUGAGUACACGGGUCGCACAGUGAAGGAUGUGAUUAACUUGGGCUCCUAUAAUUACCUGGGCUUCGCUGAGAAUACAGGUCCAUGUGCUGACUCGGCAGCCCAGGUCGUCCGGACAUACGGCAUCGGAGUCGCCAGCACCAGGCAGGAAAUUGGGAACCUGGACAAACAUGAGGAGAUGGAGAAGCAGGUGGCCAAGUUUCUGGGGGUGGAGUCAGCCAUGGCGUUCGGAAUGGGCUUUGCCACCAACUCCAUGAACAUACCAGCACUGGUUGGGAAGGGAUGUCUCAUUCUGAGUGAUGAACUGAACCAUACUUCUCUGGUCCUGGGAGCCAGACUCUCCGGCGCCACCAUCAGAGUCUUUAAGCACAACAACAUGCAGUGCCUUGAAAAGUUGCUGAGUGAAGCCAUCGUUUACGGUCAACCCAGAACCCACCGGCCGUGGAAGAAGAUCCUGAUCGUGGUGGAGGGCAUUUACAGCAUGGAGGGCAGUAUAGUGCGCCUGCCAGAGGUGGUCGCUCUGAAGAAGCGCUACAAAGCCUACCUGUACCUGGACGAGGCUCACAGCAUCGGGGCCCUAGGUCACCGGGGCAGAGGUGUGGUGGAUUACUUUGACCUGGACCCCUGUGAUGUGGACGUGUUGAUGGGCACCUUCACCAAGAGCUUCGGGGCUGCUGGGGGGUACAUCGCUGGGAAAAGGGAGCUCAUCAAGUACCUGCGGUCCCACUCCCACAGCGCCGUUUACGCCGCCUCCAUGUCUCCUCCUGUGGUGGAGCAAAUCAUCACUUCUAUGAAGUGCAUUAUGGGAGAUGACGGAACAUUGAUAGGCUGCAAACGUCUGCAGCAGCUGGCAGAAAACACCACCUACUUCCGCAGUAGGCUCAGAGAAAUGGGCUUCAUCAUCUACGGUAACGACGACUCCCCCGUCAUUCCCAUGAUGCUCUACAUGCCCGCCAAGAUAGGAGCGUUUGGCAGGGAGAUGCUGAAGAAGAACAUCGGCGUGGUGGUCGUGGGUUUUCCUGCUACCAGCAUCAUCGAGUCGCGGGCGCGUUUCUGCAUCUCUGCUGCUCAUUCAAAAGAAAUCCUCGACAAGGCGCUGAGUGCCAUCAGUGAAGUAGGAGACCUUCUCCAGCUCAAGUACUCUCGUCGCCGGACGCAGCACGCGCCUUUAGCUCAGCUGUUUGAUGAAAACAUGUUUGAGGACAUUGACGACUGAAGAACUUUUCGUUCAAGUGCUUUGGAACAGAAGAAAAAAAAAUCCAGGUGAGGAUCCAUGACUCGUCUUCCACGAGGAGCCAAACGUGCUCACCUCUCGUAUCGCAGGAAACAGGAAAAACAUCUCCAGAUUCUACUUCGCCUUACAUGAUAAACCUCUGAAAGCAGCACGAAUGCUCGUCCUGUGUCUUCUGUUUUUACUAAUCUGUCUAAAAAGAAAACACGUUUUUUUAUUUUCAUUUGAAUGUUGUGCCUUUUGUUGAUACACGUGUGAAGUGAGCGCCACUAUUCCAAAUGUUACUGAAGGUUGAAGCUGCUAUGAGUGAAAAGUCUCAUUUAAAUCCAUAAUAAUGCUAAUAAUUUAACCAUACUCCUAUAUGUUGAUUUAUAUGUAUGUUUUCAUACUUUUCAUCUGCACUCCUCUAUUUUGUGUUUGCUAAACUUAAGAUUGAAGCUUAAUGUAAAGGUGAUUUAAAAAUUCAAGAGGUUUUUGAAAGAAAAAGUAGGGAUUUCUCUUUAAAUCAAAAUAGUUUUAGAGCUUGAAAAUGACCAGCUCUAGAAAAACUAUAAAACGACAUUUCGACACCCAAGUCACCAGGUUCUGUGAAAUCCAGAGCCGAUGACGUCGGUAUUUUAAGAAGUGAAUGCUUUCCACCAAACUGUCAGCUGAAUCUCCGCUCGAGACGGCGAGGAAGCUGGCAGGUGUGAGUGCGGCACGCUCUAACAGCUGCUUUCAGGUAAUGAUAAAUCACACCUGAUACCCCCCCACUCCCACACACACGCCUCAUGUCUCAUUAUGAGUUUAUUUGCACUGCGGCGCUGUCGACAGAUGACGUUUGCUUAGAAAAAUUGAUGUCAAACAACAACAAAAAAAACGGAAACUUUUUUUAGGUUUCGUUUUCAACGUUUUUCGUAUUUAUUCAUGACUUAAGUGUCUUUUUUUUUACACCAGAAGCAGCAGGAUUUAGUUGGUUUCGUCACUGCCUCUGGAUCAGCUUAACAAAGUGCCAAAGUGGAACGGUUUAAUCAAACGUUAGCUCUCAUUUCACCUCAGAGGCUUUUGUUGCACACUUUGUUGUAACCACUACUAUGUUUUAGACGUGAAUUCCAGUAGAAGUGCAGCUUAAUGAUGUUGAAAACUAGGUAAAUGGAUUUGGUGAAAACUUGUUUGACCUCGUUAGUCGGAGCGUUUUUGUUGGAGUUUUACGGGUACACCAACAGAAACCAGUAUUCUGCCGUCACUUUACACCCAUUAUUCCACCGGUUUCUUCUUUUACACUUUCUUACAUUCCCAUAACGGUUGCGUAUGCAGCCAUAGGAUGGAGGGGCAAGUAGGUUACCUGUGUCUAACUGUUAAUACCUCGAAGGACGGAGCGCCAUCUGUGUGCCGUGGCAUUCAUGACUUUUUUUUUUUUGUGGUGCGACUGAAGGGUGAGUGUUGUGCUGCACGCUUUAUCUCCGCACUUCAUGGUGUUUUAUGUCCUUUCACGUUGGGCUUCAUGUGUAAUUUGUGCUGCUAGAAUGACACUCCUCACUGAAGACGACGGUAGGAAAAAGCUGCGAGCACACGUGUGCGUUCUGACACUCUGGGCGGUAAACGCUGCAUGAACACUGUGAGGACAUGUCACUGAUGCUGCUUUCCACUCAUUUAGCUUCUCAAGUGUAUGUUGAUAUCUUCAAAGUAAUUCUACAGAUUUGUUUGUUCAGUUUUGUGUCACUGAAAAUCUGAAAACAGUGAAGCUUCAGAUGUGAUGUGUGAUGUCUGAGAGCACUGUUGAAGUUCACGCUUCAGAAUGUUGCUUUGACUACAUAAAGCACCUUGUUUUUCUUUUUUUCUACUCAUGUUGGGGGGAGGAAAGCAACAUGUUCCAAGUCUGCAUAGUAGUGCCUUUUUUAAAGCUAAAGAUUUUCUAGAGAACUUAGUGACGGCGUCACAUUCUGACAUUUUUGACAUCUUUUUGCCUUCAUUAGUACACAAACGUAACGCAGACUGGCUGUGUUGUUCUGUUGCCACGCAUUCCUCAUACAAAGUGCACUAUUUGCAGAUACUGUUGUGAAAUGUCAGCUGAAUUCAUGUUAAUAAAACCAUUAAAGUAAAA